UCGUGCUGAAAAUUUCUAAACCUUGCAUUAUCAGCUGCAUUCGCUGUGGAACGGCCCUACUUCCAGCAAACCGCCUCCUCUUCCUGAGUACUUGCCCUGGGGUCCUGUCUUAUGUCCAUAGCCUGCUAGUCCUCCGAGCCGCAGUUGUCUACAUACUGUAGUCAUGUUAUAAGACUGAUCAUUCUGAGCGGUGAUUCUUUCGGCACUAGUGCUCCUUGCGCUAAGCGUUGUCCGAAAUCUUAUUUUUGUCGAUAAGUUCCUUACUUUCCUCCGGUUGUUCCCAAUCCUUUCAUCAAGCUCAGCCCGCACCGUCGCCGUCCCUUCCAGAAAUUCUCGUACGUUGACAUAAACUCUGUAUCAUUUUCUCGUCAGCAUUAUGGCCUCUCCAGAACAGCGCCUAGCGCGCUCGCAGCGGUGCUCCCGUUUACCGUCACUCUCCCUGAGUAAACUCACCACCCCUCUCCUCCUAUCGCUCCUCCUCCUGCUCCACCACUCGCCGCUCGUCUCCUCCGGCACCGCUUACGGCGGCGUGACACCCUCUGUCAGUUUGCUCGAAUCCCCGUACUCGCUGCACAACGGCUGGUUCGUCUUCUGGCUGUGCACUUAUAACGAGGAUGCGGACACGGGCGAGGUGUCCUUCACCCCGUUCUGGUUCAACGGCUUUCAAGAGAACUUUCCGAGUCCCAUGGAUGCGGCGCUGCCGCCCCUGGGCUUCUACGCCGUGAACGGAAACUGCGAGUACAUGGUCGACUCGUCCUGUAACAUCGUCCAACGAGAUCUGGAGUGCGACGGCUGCUGCUACCUCAACCCCCGCCCCGCCACGUUGAAGCAGGUCACGUGCCUCGGGCGGCUGAGCGAGAAGUGCAACUACCGCAUCGCUCCUCUCUCCGGCACCUGCGGGGAGCCCGCAAACGAAACCAUCAACUGCAAUGUCUGCAACUUCUCCUCUUAGACGUCCUCUUGCCUGGAGAUUGCUGUGCUGGGGAGGCAGAGUGAGAAAUUCAACUGCCGCAUUGCUCCUCUUUCAGGGACCUGUGGAGAGCCAUCGAAUGGUGCCAUCAAGUGCAAUGUCUGCAACUUUUCCUUAUAGAGCUCCUUCUGCUCUUUCUCGCAGGAGAUUCCGUUCAUUAUUUAUCUGGGUGUGCUGGCUUGCUAACAUAUUUUUCUUCCCUUCUGGUUGGUGUUGCAUCUGCAUUCUCUCGGUGUGGCGUCAUGUCUGCAUUGUACCCUAGAAUAUUAACACUGAAAGAAUUGUUACUAGUUUGAAGAUGAGUGGGCUGGGGAGAGGAGGGCAGGAGGGAGGUGAGGUGAGCACUGGAGUGUAGGAGCGAAAUGUGCUGAAAGGGGUACCCAUGUUUCACAGGCCUGCAUAUUGUUGGGCUGAGAAAAACCCUUUAGGAUCUUUUGCAGAGAUUAAGUCCCAGCUG
This is a messenger RNA of Closterium sp. NIES-67, 1427 nucleotides long. The record is from the annotation of a GenBank genome assembly. NCBI's taxonomy places the organism in Eukaryota, Viridiplantae, Streptophyta, Zygnematophyceae, Desmidiales, Closteriaceae.